UGGUGAGACGCGGAGCUCACGCCCUGCACACAUCACAUGACUGAGAAGAAGUGUGUUUCUCUCAAAAGCUUUGAACUUUGGUGGAGAAAAGCAUCUGCAGACGAUGGCGAGAGGUAGUCGCAGUCUAAGAAAAGUAGUGGCUCAAUGUAUCAAUCAGUUACCGGUUGUAACCACCCGAGAGGCCCCUCGAAGAAACGCUAUAAGGUAUAUGUCCUCUGCUGGAAUCCUGAUGACCCGGAGUCUGCCGCGUCUGGGGGUGAAGCCCAGGCCCCCUAUGCUGGCCCCUGCCUGCAGCUUCUUCAGCCUGGCAGACUCCCUCAACAGGCGAAAGGAAUACUCUGAACGGCGGAUCAUUGGGUACUCCAUGCAAGAGAUGUAUGAUGUAGUGGCGAGCGUGGAGAACUACCUCCAUUUUGUGCCGUGGUGUAAGCGGUCAGAUGUGAUAUUCCGUCGCUCAGGCUUCUGCAAAGCCAAGUUGGAAGUGGGCUUCCCUCCAGUAGUGGAGAGGUACACAUCGCUAGUCACCACUGUGCGCCCACAUCUGGUUAAGGCUUCUUGCUCAGAUGGUAAAUUGUUCAACCAUUUAGAGACAGUGUGGCGCUUUAGCCCUGGAAUCCCAGGCUACCCUCGCACCUGUACCCUGGAUUUUGCUAUCUCGUUUGAGUUCCGUUCUUUGCUGCACUCCCAGUUGGCCACAGUCUUCUUCGAUGAGGUUGUCAAGCAGAUGGUGUCGGCCUUUGAGCGACGGGCUUGCUUGCUGUAUGGGGAGGAAACCUGCAUUCCUCGUGAGCUGAUGUUCCAUGAGGUCCACCAAACGUAGCUUUCAACUGUCCGAAAGACAGCAGUACAAUGACCUUCUACAUGUCAGGGUACAGGGGAACUCUAGGGCUCAAAAACCACUACACUCUUUAGGGCAGUUAAAUUUUUCUUAUUUUUAUCUCUCCCUGGUACACCAGUGGGGUUAUGUCAUUUUUAGAUUUUCCUGAACACAUGCUACCCCUAAAGUCCCUAAUUUUAGUUAGAUGCUCCCCACACACACACACACGCGCCACCCCAAAAAACUAUGUACUGUUAUCCUCAAUCCCAGCCUGCAACACAUGGAUCAGGCUGGACUGUCUCUGCCUUAAUGGUGGACCUCAAGGGCUAUUAGUGGUUACAAGAACUUUAUCACAGGGUUCAUAUAAGUUGUGAUCGUCUGCAUGUGGCGAAAGAAGCUAUUUUGCAAUAUUUUGAGGAUGAACCCAGGGUAAAUGAGAAUGUGCUGCUCACAGCUCACACCUCAUGCUGUUAUAAUGAACAAUAAUACAAUGAACUUGUUCUACAGUUAAAUAGAGGCUGUAAGGACUGAACAUCCCAGUGUGCCCAGCAGAAUGGAAGUGUAUAUGAAGACAAGAAAAGCAUCCUCUGCAGUGGCUGACACAAUUCCCCAUCUGCAGUGCUUUUCAUGUGAAUGAAAACAGCAUGUGGUGCCUGCAGCUGCAGAACGUUCAACCAAAGUAUUACAUGUCAGUGCAUUUCAGUUGUGGUCUGUAACUGUAACUGAGCACCUCGGCUGUCCCACAUUGUUUUGGGAAUGAGGGAAUUUAGUUAAGGAAUUUGGUAACGAUCCUGCCUGGUAUGCCAAGAGAUUGAUUAUGAAAUGUGCAAUAUCAUUUUUAAGCUGUUACUACUGCAAAUGUAUUCUCCAAAUAAUGUAUUAAAAAAAAGGCUGUAGAAAGCAUAUUUUCAUAGUAGGUUUGUAAAGAGGAAAAUAAUACUCUCUUCCAGUUCAGAAACCAGGUGCCUUCUGUUUCUUAUUUUGUAUGUAUAUUAUAUCAUACUGCUUGGGUAUUUAUUCGGUUUCACAAAUGUGCACAUACCAGUUUAAGAGCUCGGAUGAGGUAUUGAGAUUUCGUUUUAUUUUUUUUCUUACUAUUUCUAUAGAUUUCUAGUGCAUGUUUGUGUUUUAACUGGUGUUUUUGUUAUGGGUUGUAUUGAGUUGGAAGACUCAAUUUUUUGUUUAUUAAAAAAAUUGUCUGGAAUUGUGGUCUUUUGCCAAACUGGGACACUUUUGCAUAUUUUGACCAAGACUACUUUUGUCAAGUGAUGCUGUGAACUUUUUCGAUCAAGUGUCCACCAGUAAGUCAAGAAUUUCCCUUUAAGUUAGUGAUGUCCCCCCCACUCAAAAAUCAAAGCCACACUACUUUUUUUUUUUUUUUUGUAAAUAGUAUGGCAGUGGGUAGUGGUGGUGUUUAACACCCCAUGGGCUGGGGGUUUCAAUCCGGCUUCGUCUCUGUGGAGUAUCUCCCUAUGUUCGUCUGGACUUCCCCUGGUUAUUUUAUUGAUACUCUCCCCAGCCUAUGGUAAAUGAUGUGUGUGGUGAUUUCAGUUACUUAGCCUUAAACUAGUUGUUACUACACUUUUGAAAAACAGUAUAUAUGUUG
Messenger RNA from Scleropages formosus (Asian bonytongue), 2423 nucleotides. RefSeq names its product coenzyme Q10B (gene coq10b). Gene Ontology annotation, cellular component: mitochondrion. The record is from RefSeq and is a predicted model, not a curated record. Gene Ontology annotation, molecular function: ubiquinone binding. NCBI's taxonomy places the organism in Eukaryota, Metazoa, Chordata, Actinopteri, Osteoglossiformes, Osteoglossidae. The coding region runs from base 104 to 820 and encodes 238 amino acids. The transcript is spliced from 5 exons. Gene Ontology annotation, biological process: cellular respiration.